UUCAUGGUGGGAAGUUAUUUAAUUUAUUUUUUAUUAGGCCUACUUUAUCUUUGAUAAUUUUUUGAUUCAAUUAACAUUAUAAAAUAUAUAAAUACCAUAAAUUAAUAAAUUAAAAUGAAACUUCUUCUGAAUGUACUAAUCGGCUGAUCAAUACAGUUCAAUGAAUAAAUCGAUCAACACACCACGGCAGAUCCGAGUCAGUCUUCGAUGAAUGGAAAUCGUUCAAGUACACACACAUCAAUAAUUGCCCCAUAGUUAAACUGUGGCAAUUUUAAGCUACACGUCACCAGAAAUACACAGUAGGAAUUCACAGGAAAGAAAUUCCCCCGAUUUGUCUCCCUUAUUAUUUGGCUACAUUUAUUGCCCCUUAUAAAGGCCAAUAUCUGAAGAGCUGUGGACAAACAUACAAGUUUCAACUAGAGAAUCUAAACAACAUAUAGGAAGUAUGACCAUGAAGGCAGGGCUACGUGUGGUGAGGGGGCCGGACUGGAAGUGGGAUGACGUCGACGGGGGUGAAGGUCAAGCAGGGACAGUCGUGGACAUCGGCGGUGGCGGACAGUCCACGGUGCCAGAGAAGUGCGUCACUGUGGUCUGGGACUGCGGGGCGGUCAAGAACGUCCGGGUGGGGUACCAGGGGGCGUUUGACCUGGUCGUCUUGGACAGUGCCCAGUGUGGUGUCCGACACCCCGACACCAUGUGCUCUGAGUGCUUGUACUCUGGCAUUGUGGGCAUGAGGUGGCAGUGUACUGAGUGCCAUGGUGUGAGCCUGUGUACUCAGUGCUACAUGUCAGACAAGCAUGAGACGGCCCACGGUUUCCGGCGCUUUGAUACGGCCACGUCAGAAGGAGUCGAGGUACCCAAGAGGAGCGAGAGUCAGAGUCAGAAGAGAGAGGCCAGUGGGAUAUUUGUGGGGGCCACGGUGGUCAGGGGUAGGGACUGGAGCUGGGGAGUCCAGGAUGGUGGAGACGGAAAGGAAGGCACGGUCACAGACUUCAGCAAUGGUGACGACACCCACUUCAAGUGUAUGGCAAGAGUUUCUUGGACUGCCGGCUCCUCAAAUGUUUACCGGAUUGGUUUCAAGGCCAAGGUCGACCUAAAGUGUGUCAAGGCCGCCAGCGGUGGUAACUUCUACCGGAAUCACUUGCCUGUGCUAGGUCGAGACAAUGUGACGGAAGUGACGUCACCAGCUGACGUCAGCAGUGAGGUGGAUGUAGAGGAUCAGCGUGAGCAGCUGAUGAGGCGGCUGUUCAUGGCCAACCCGCUGCUGCAGAUGAUGGGAGGGGGUGUCACUUUACAGGAACCGGAAGUGGAUCCAGAAGAAAUGCUGGGGUUAAGUGUCAAUGACCUGAGCUUUGGUUUCCGGGUCGUCAGAGGACCUGGCUGGAAGUACGACGACCUUGAUGGAGGCGAAGGUCAUUUGGGCACCGUCCGACGGGGGAAAGAGACCUUGACCUUGUUUGAACUGCCCAAGAAAACCGUCCAGGUUCUGUGGGAUAACGGCACCAAGCAGGAGUGCCGGGUGGGGGAGGGUGGGGUGUUUGAUCUGCUGGUGUUGGAUACGGCGGCUAGAGGUGAGUGA
This is a messenger RNA of Physella acuta, 1579 nucleotides long. RefSeq names its product E3 ubiquitin-protein ligase MIB2. Gene Ontology annotation, molecular function: zinc ion binding; ubiquitin-protein transferase activity. The record is from RefSeq and is a predicted model, not a curated record. Lineage: Eukaryota; Metazoa; Mollusca; Gastropoda; Physidae. Gene Ontology annotation, cellular component: cytoplasm. Gene Ontology annotation, biological process: protein ubiquitination.